UGACCUGACCGUUUUAACUGUUGGUCUGUUAGCAUUUUAGCUCACCUUUGUAUCAGUGAGUAGCUUUACCUGGACUCACCUGUACAGGUGAGGCCUGAUUGGCUGGAAUGGACCAAUCACUGUCCAGUGGGCGGGGUCAUGUGAGCGUACUUAGUUGUUUCCCGCCUGGCGUGGGGAAAGAUGUUGCUGUGGCUUUGGUAAAGCCCCUGAGAGCUGGCCUGGGAAACCCUGAUACCCGCAGCCUGCUCCGCACAGACAGUCAGGUGAAGUGGACAAUGGAGGUGUUGUGUUACGGUUUGACUCUGCCAUUGGACGGAGACACAGUCAAACACUGUGUGGAUGUGUACACUGAUUGGCUGAUGGCGCUGGCUUCCCCGAGAGACUCCAUCCCUCUACCAAUCAUCAGAGAGCCCAACCUUUACGUCCAGAAGAUCCUCAGACACCUGUGCAGCCUGUUCCUGCCUAGGUCAGACCAGGUGAGCGCGGUCUACCUGUCUCUCUGUCAGCAGGUGUUGUGUGCAGUUCAGUCACUGGCCAGAGAGAGCGCUGUGAUGAGCAGAGACACCUGGGAGACGCUGCUGCACUUCCUGCUCCGCAUCAACCAUGUAAUGCUGGCUCCGCCCACCUCUGCAGGCAGUCUGUCAGAUCAGCUGUCAGAGCUGUCGAUGGCGGUUCUGUUUGAGGUCUGGUUGCUGUCUUGCUCUCGAUGUUUCCCUUCUCGCUCUCUGUGGCAGACAGGCAGACAGAUGUUGAGCAGCUGGAGACAUCAGCCUGCCAUGGUGGAGCAGUGGUGUCGGGUCGUCUCCGCUCUGACCUCCAGAUUGCUGCUGCUGACGUUCGGCCCGUCCUUCCCUCAGUUUAAAGUCCCAGAUGAAGACGCAGCUCUGAUCCCUGCUGACAUGGACGAUGAACGAGUCUCUCACACCUGGUUCAGAUUCUUACACCUGCUCAGUAACCCAGUGGACAUCAGUCGCCCGACAGCUCCUGGUUCAUCUCCUUCCUCUCUGGAGGAGACUUCAAGAGGAGACAGUCAGCUGCCGAACAUCUUCUUCAGAGCCAUGAGAGGAGUCAGCAUGCUGGUGGACGCCUUCCUGGGUGUAGCUGUGGCCGACAGAGAGCCAACAGAACAACUGCUGUCACAAGCUGGAAUAACAUCGCGGACUAAUUUCAGAGAUCGGUUGCCUUCUCUUGGAGUUUCUGUGAGCAAGAGCCCGUUCAGAGACCGCAUCCCCUCCUAUGGUCUCUCUCGCCCUCGUUCUGGCAGUGCCCCGCCCACUCCAGUGAACGUACUCAGCCUUCCCACUGCCCCGCCCUCCUCCACCAGCUCCCCCCCCACACACAUCAAACGACUGAAAGCUGUCAACGUUUCCAAGGCAACAAGCAAACCUCCAGUGGUGUCCUCAUCCCAACAUCCCUGGAGGGCACCCACCUGUCCUCCUCCCUUCUGCCCACCUCUAUACUCCUCCCCCCGACCAUCUCCCUCCCCUCUCAGGUGUAAUGUUGACUCUCUCCUCCACCUGUUUGGCUCCUGGCUGUUUGAUGCUGCUCUGGUCAGCAGAGACCCUGGUCUACCUGGUGAUCAUUGUGAUGUCAUUGGGAUGUCAGAGAGGUGGGCGGCUGGACAAGCCGAGGCCUGCGGGACAAUCUGCAGGAUAUUAACCUGUAAGAAAACCGCAGAGGACAUCCUGCCAGUCUACCUGUCCAGGUUCUACCUGGUUCUCCAGCAGAGUCUCAAGGUGCCUGAGGAGGCAUGCCCCCCUGUUCUUGCCUCCAUCCUGUUGAACUCUACCUCUCUGUUCUGCUGUGACCUGAGAGGAGUCAACGUGCUGCUCCCCACCUUCAUCUCCACUUUGGAGAGCGUGCUGCUCGACAGGGAACUGCUGAGAUUUAAGGGUUUUGUGAACCAGGUGGAUUUGAGGCGAGGUUCAAUCCUCAUCCUGCUGUCCCUGCUGCCUCUUCCACUGCACUUCCCUUCUGUCCAAUCACAGAUGCUACUGGACAGGCGGCUCAGUGGUGAUCACAUCACAGCAGCUAGCUUCCUGUCCCUGAAGCCUCGCCUCAUCAGUGUCCUGAUGGGAGCUCUGCAGACGGAGACAGACACCUUCAACACACAGAUCAUCCUCUCGGCCAUGUUGAACCUGGUUCAGGACUCGGCUCUGUUGGAGGCAGCAGGACAAAUCCAGCAGAAAACUGAAUCCCAGCGCAGAGGAGCCAUACCAAAUAAAUGGAGCAGAGGAAACGUCCAGUCAGGCUCAGCGGGGAUCCUCUGGGUUCAGUUUGUCCGCCUGCUGACUCAGCGUCUAUCGGCUCAGUGGAGGAAUGACUCAGCACUUUGUCUGUCAGUACUGGAAGUGCUGGGAGGACUGGCCAAGGUGCAAGUGAGCGUGGAGGAGAACGAGAGGAGGCGAGCGCUUGGAUUGAUCUGCAGUCACAUCGUGUUUCAAUGCAGUCGUCCUCCUCCGCUUCACUCCAGAGAUCUGCACUCAAUCAUUGUAGCUGCUUUCUACUGUCUAAACGUCUGGUUAACGCAACAUCCAUCAAUGCUCCACAAGCAGGAGAGUCUGUUGGAGGUCUUGGAGAUUGUGGAGUUGGGGAUUUCAGGCAGUAAGUCCAGACAGGAACAGGACGUGAAGUGUAAGGAGGAGAAGGACUUCAACCCGGCUUCUCUGAGGGUGAAGGACGCGGCUGAGGCCACGCUGAGCUGUGUUAUGCAGGUUUCAGGGGCUUUCCCUUUCCUCAGGAUCCUGGCGGUCGAGGGCACUCAGAUUAGCUGCUCCCCCUCGAGUGACAGCAGUGUGAAGAAGUUCAGAUAUUUUGUGGUGGACGGCUCAGUGAUCCUGGCCUUUCUGGAACAACCACAGGGACCUGAACCAGAACCGUCACUCAGAGUUCUGAUCAGAGGACCAUCAGGAUGUCACACCUGGACUCUACAGCAACACCUGCAGCCCAGAGAAGGAAGAACACACACUCAGCAGAAAACUCUGAGCCCAGAACCUGGUGCUGCAGCCCAGGAGGAUGCUGGGAUACGAUGUGACAUCACACAUCAGCUGCUGCCCGAAAGCAUAGACACAGUGGCCACAGUGAAAGCAGAUCUAAGUAUUCCAGAUCUGCAUGAAACUGUUAGCAUUGAGGUGCAGAAGCAGCUGGAGUGUGUGAGAGCAGCUUUGAAGAGGUGCAGACAAGUCGAGGCUUGGCCACAGGUGAGCAAGCAUCCACCCGUCAUGACUACCAAUAAGCUCCCACCACUUGCAACCAAGUUUCAGACGGCAAGACUCUUCCUGUCACACUUGGGCCUGCUGACACCUGAGACCCUGAAGGAUUCAGGGACUGGCACGGUCUUACCUGAGCUGGUGUCUCUGGACUCAUCUCUUCCAGGUUUCACGGACGAACUGAGACGUUUGGAUCACCUGCCGUCCAGAAACUGUGACUGUGCCUUUGUUUUCUACAUGAGAGCAGGACAGAAGACAGCUGCUGAGAUCCUAAAUAAUGUGGAGUCCAGCAGUAGCGUCACUUCUCACUUCCUGGACUUCCUGUUGUCUCUUGGUUGGCCAGUGGAGGCGGGGCAUCGGCAGGUGUUAAACACACAAAGGGCAGAAUUCCCUGCUGUGCUCGGUGACAGUGGAGGGGGCGUGUUCAACGGAGAGAAGUUUGUCUUGAUGUAUGCAGACGCGCUUACAGAAAUCACCUUCAUCAUCCCAUCAUCAACAUCAUCAUCAUCACCACAAAAGAGUGUUCGGUCAAAGAGUCUGCAGGGUCUUUUUGGACUGAGCCCAAACUCCACCCCCCAGCCAGUGAGCCCCUCGGUUGAUGAAAUGAAAUCUUUUCCAUCUGUGUCAUCGUCAGUUGGCUCUGAGUCUAAACCACUGAUCAUAUGGGUCGAACGCUUCGAAGACAUCGAUAGUUUCCCUUUGUCUGAUCUGCUGUUAGAGAUAAAGACUGAAACACCAACAAGUGUGUCAAACGUCCAGCUGAUCUUCAUCCAUCCUCUCAAAUCUGGACUGUACCGGCUGUGUUUUCAUGGAAACCUUGCAAGCAAGUUCAAUUUGAUCAUCCCAUUGGUCAACGGGAGCGUGGUCAGCAAGAGGUCUCUGGGGUUCUUGGUCAGAGAGACUGUUAUCAACUAUAGCCAUCGAAGACGAUUGGAGAGUGACUCCGCCCCUCCGCCCCAUGUCAGAAGGAAACAGGUGAUCAGUGACAUCAUCGCUCGUUACCGCAGCCGCUGCUCUGAACCCACCUUCUACUCUGCGUUGUUCCAGGACCCCUGAGCAUCCUGAGCUUACAUCAUUCGUCUUAAUUUCAAUAACCAUUCGUUUUAUAGUGACUGAACUGAAAAAUCACAGCAUGUAUAUUAAUUUUGUAUUUCUCUGAGCUUUUUAGGAAGAUUUUACUUUCUGAUAUUCCUCUAAAUGCCAAUAAAGAAUACAAUUAGAUAUUUUUCAUUUUUAUAAAGGAGGAUGUGUGAUUUAGUAAUUAAUGUCACAAUGUGACAAAAAUCUCUUAAAUUGACUUGAAAGAACUAAAUAAGAUUUUUGGUAUUUAUCUUUUUUUCAGCUUUGGAGAGGAGAGGUAAAUGCUUCAAAAACUUUUAAACUUGCUACCAAAAUAUUUUUCCUUUAAUUUUUAUCUGUUAUUAAUUUUGUUCACACUAUUUCUCCUUAAUUUAGCUUAUAAACUUGAUUAAAGCUGGGUUUGGUAGUCAGAUUUAGAUACACUUUUUAUUUUAGUGGGUAAAAUGAUCUGUGUGUCCCGAUGGCAAUCAAUACAUAAUGUGUUCUUAAA
This is a messenger RNA of Notolabrus celidotus (New Zealand spotty), 4779 nucleotides long. Its product is annotated as ral GTPase-activating protein subunit beta-like. The record is from RefSeq and is a predicted model, not a curated record. Gene Ontology annotation, biological process: regulation of small GTPase mediated signal transduction; activation of GTPase activity. The transcript is spliced from 33 exons. The coding region runs from base 108 to 4265 and encodes 1385 amino acids. Gene Ontology annotation, molecular function: GTPase activator activity. Lineage: Eukaryota; Metazoa; Chordata; Actinopteri; Labriformes; Labridae.